UGAGGAGCCGACAGCGCGUCCCAGCUCUAGGGCGGGGCGGGCACCGAAGGGCGGGAUAGAGGCCGGCGCGGGGACCCGUCACCGCCGGGACGCUCCCAGGGGACGCGAGCGCGAAAGGACGUCAACGCCCGAACCAGGUGCCUGUCCUGUCCCCACGACCGGGAGCGUCGUGAGUUCCCGGAGGAAGAGGCGAGCGGCGUCAGGUGCCUCGCGCACAGUACCUGGGAGAGAGGAAGGUAGGGAGCCAUCGGUGCCUGCCGAGUCUACGCGGUUCCCACGCCAUCAGCCUCGAAGUGCUGCUCCGGUACCGGCCCCUAGGGGCGCAUUUCUUGACUCUACAACGGACCGGUUCAGAUCAGCAUCCGCAUCCCUGCACACCCCCACCGAAAUGGCUGCCUUUGGACACACGCUGCCCUUCUACACUGGCCCCAAGCCAACCUUUUCCAUGGACACGACUUUGGCUGUCAUCAUCACCAUCUUCCUGACUGCCCUGGUUACCUUCAUCAUCAUCCUGCCCGGCAUCCGCGGGAAGACGAGACUGUUCUGGCUGCUUCGGGUGGUGACCAGCUUGUUCAUCGGGGCUGUGAUCCUAGCUGUGAAUUUCAGCUCUGAGUGGUCUGUGGGCCAAGUCCACACCAACACAACCUACAAAGCGUUCAGUCCCACGUGGGUCAGCGUGGACGUGGGGCUGCAGAUUGGGCUCGGAGGGGUCAACAUCACACUCACAGGGACCCCAGUGCAGCAGCUGAAUGAAACCAUCGACUACAACGAGGCAUUCACGUGGCGCCUGGGGGAGAGCUACGCAGACGAGUACACAAAGGCACUGGAGAAGGGCCUUCCAGACCCCGUGCUGUACCUGGCAGAGAAGUUCACCCCUCAAAGCCCAUGCGGCCUGUACGACCAGUACCGCCUGGCGGGACACUACGCCUCAGCCAUGCUGUGGGUGGCUUUCCUCUGCUGGCUGCUGGCCAAUGUGUUGCUGUCCAUGCCUGUACUGGUUUACGGUGGCCACAUGCUGCUGGCCACCGGCCUCUUCCAGCUGAUGGCACUGUUGUUCUUCUCCAUGACCACAUCACUCCUAUCCCCCUGUCCCCUGCGGCUGGGCACUGCUGUGCUGUCCACUCACCGUGGGCCUGCUUUCUGGAUCACGUUGGCCACAGGACUGCUGUGUAUUCUGCUCGGCCUGGUCAUGGCGGUGGCCCACAGGGUGCAACCUCACAGACUGAAGGCUUUCUUCAACCAGAGUUCGGAGGACCCAGUGAUGGAGUGGGGUUCUGAGGAAGGGGGGUUAUUGAGCCCCCGCUACCGGUCCAUGGCAGAGAGUCCCGAGACCCAGGACAUUCCCAUGUCAGAGGCUUCCUCUGAGACAUGUUUUAAGGAAGAGAACCUCAGAGAGUCAGACUGUACCCUGUAGUACUCCCUGUUGGUGGCCACUUGAGUUUUCAGACCGGCUCCAGACUUCGCUGAAGCUCCCAUAAGACCAGAGCUGCCCCGGAAGUGGGUUUCGGGUUUGUAUCAGAUGCCCAGCUCCAACUUGCAGAUGUAACGGAAUAAGGAGACACAACCUACUAAUGCAAAAUAAAAUAAAUAAAGGAGCAAAAGUCCCAGGGUUCUGAAGAGAUGUCAGGCAUGCCCAUAAACCCUGCCGUUGUGGUGAGGACAACAUGGGUGGCUCUUCUCUCUGCACAGCGAUCACUUUCUUGCAUGUUUCGCCUCUUCAAGGUGCCGACCUCCCUCUCACGACAAACAUGCUGGGUGUCGAGUGCCCUCGGCACCCAUCUCUCGCUUUGGGGGGGGGGGCUAUCUGGGCCCCUUUCUUUUCUUUCUCUGCUGCCUUCACAGCUUGUGUGACUUCUGGGUCUGCACCGACAGGAGAACAAGCAUCUUGUUCCAGUCCUAACAUUAACUGGUUGUGCCACAUUCUCUCUGACCUUCAGUUUCCAAAGGUGCUAUGUAAGGUUAUAGGACUUGGGGGAAAGAAAAACUUUAAAAAGAUCCCAGGGCAUAUAUAAUGUGUGUGAGUAUUUUGCCUGCAUGUACGUCUGUCACCACUUGCGCGCAGUGCCUGAGGAGACCAGGAGAGGACGCUGCAGAAUCCCCUUGACUGGAGUUACAGGCCGGAGUUAGUCUCCUUGUGUGUAA
Molecule: messenger RNA, 2142 nt
Organism: Meriones unguiculatus (Mongolian gerbil)
Lineage: Eukaryota; Metazoa; Chordata; Mammalia; Rodentia; Muridae
Gene: Duoxa1
Product: dual oxidase maturation factor 1
Exons: 8
Coding region: 389-1414 (341 amino acids)
Biological process (GO): protein transport
Cellular component (GO): endoplasmic reticulum membrane
Source: RefSeq, a predicted model, not a curated record